Messenger RNA from Periophthalmus magnuspinnatus, 4138 nucleotides. RefSeq names its product TLC domain containing 3A (gene tlcd3a). The coding region runs from base 145 to 960 and encodes 271 amino acids. Gene Ontology annotation, biological process: lipid homeostasis. Lineage: Eukaryota; Metazoa; Chordata; Actinopteri; Gobiiformes; Gobiidae. The transcript has 5 exons. Gene Ontology annotation, cellular component: endoplasmic reticulum; membrane. The record is from RefSeq and is a predicted model, not a curated record.
GCCGCUCCGUGUGUGUGGAUGGAAGAACACAGCGCCCAAAGCUCCGCAGAAAAUGCCUCGUAGCUGUUCUUGAAGGCCUCCAAAGUGUCCGGGGGGGAGACGUAGCAGGGAUCCGGGCUGGUGUGCACACGAAUCCCCGCCAGGAUGUGGAAAGUUUUGGCUAGCGGUGCCGUAGUUUUCCCCGGUCUGUUCUUGGCGUUUCGGAGACUCCUGCCGCGCGUGUUCAGCCACUGGAGCGAUGCCGACGUGGUGCUCGUCAGCGAGAGGCUGGUGUCCUCGGUCCACGCACUCAUGGCUACCGCCGCAGGAGUGGUCGUCGUGGCGUCCUGUUGGAACAAUGUUAUCCACGACAGGCACUGGCUGGUCACAGACUUCGUCAUCUACUAUGGCUGUCCAUACAUGACCUACGACAUCUUUGCCAUGUACCUCAGCCACUACUAUCGCUUCCGGGUCAAAGGGCACGAGGAGUACAAGGAGCACUCGCUCAGUACGGUCAUCUCUUUUUUGAGGAGGGAGUUUCUACUGGUGCUGCAUCACAUCGCGCUACUCACUAUCUUGCUACCUGUCACUUUGUUCUUCAGGAAGGAACAGGGAGACUUCUUCAUCGGCUGCUUGUUUCUUACGGAGGUCAGCACACCCUUCGUCUCCCUGGGCAAAAUCCUCAUUCAGCUGGGCCUACAGGAUUGCUGGAUCCACAAAGCCAACGGCGGCAUGGUGCUCCUGACCUUCUUCCUGUGCCGCAUCGCCCUCUUCCCCUUCAUGUAUUGGACCUACGGGCACCACUACCAGCUGCCCCUCUACAGCGUGCCCCUCCACCUGCCCGCCUCCACCAACCUGGGCAGCUGCUGCAUCCUGGCACCGCAGCUCUACUGGUUCAUCCUGCUGUGUCGGAAAGGCUACCGGCUCUACCAGCGGAGCAGAGGGGCAAGCACACCACCAGGGGGCGCCAAAGACAACUGACGUCAGCCCUGGUCUACUCCGCGUUUGCAGCACACAUCAAUGCCUCUUUGCGAAUCUUAAACAGACAUAUCAAAUUAAAGUUUUAUUUAAUUUUUUUGUGAAUGAAUAGACUCUCCCUCUCCUGGUGAUAAGCUGCUGAAACAGUCAAUAUUUAUUUUGGUAGACUUUUUCCACUACAUUCAUUUUGCUAUAUAUGGCUCAGGUGAGAGGAUUUGGAUGAGGAAUGCGUAAAGUUAAGCUAGAAAUUUUUAGACUGCAAAAAAUAUAAUACCUAAAUUAUAAUACCUACAUGAAUUCAAAUUACAAUCAAUUAUUGACAGUAUUGAUUUGAAUCAUUUUGGAUAGUUUAUUGGUUCAUACUACUUGCUUGAACACCCGUGUUACUGUUUUUUUUCUCCCUUUUUUUCUUUUUUCUUAAAACAAAUUUCUGCAAGUGGAGAAUUUUGUCUUAAAUAUAUGGGUGCAAAUGUCAUGCUCCACUGGCAGUAAAUUUAAAAUAAUAAGAAAAAAAAAAGCAUGGAAAUUUCAAAAAUUCAGUGCUCCCAAAAAUUAUUAUAUUUUUUUCUAAUAGUUUUGAAUUUGUGUAGUUUUAGAUAUUAAUUUUUUGCAGUUAUUCAACAGGUCAGUUCUGUCACUCAUAUCCUUUUUAAUGUGAUUUUAUCUUUCACUUUACUGUAAUGUAGGUUUCAAAAAAAAAUUGAAACCAUGAACUCCUAAUGAACUAUUUACCAGUUGUAGCAGUACUACUUUAGCAUUUUUAACUACUAAGAAGAAAAUUACAAAUGGGUGCAUAGCUAUUAUUUUUGAGUGUUUUGAUUGAUUUUUAAUUGCAUUCGCUGUCUAUAGAGACUACUACACUAGUUUUUAGGGCUGCAAAACGAGGAAAAAUGUGACAACUUUGUUUAAUAUCUUGAUUUAAUAUAUGAUUUUGAAAUUUUAAUAUACUUUUUGACACAGAUAGUAUAAGUAAGAUCAGUAAAUUUAAAUUUACAAAAAAAAAUAUUUCUAAAUAAUGGAAAUCUUCACUUUAUGUAAUAUUUUUAAAUUUAAAGCCUCCCCAUGUAACAUUUCAGCCAAAAAAUAAACAAAAAUGUACUUAAUUGUGUGUAUGUUUAGGGCACAUAAAACCUUGAAAAGCAUUUUGGUACUGUGAGCCAGCUUGCAUCUCCACAGACCUGACUCAUAGCAUGGCAGAGGGUCUGUUACUCGCUUGUUAUUGCUUUGCCUGAAGAGUCACACAGUACAUGUGACUCUUCAGGCAAAGCAGGCAAAGAUGUCUCCAGCUUAUGUCUCCAUGAAGAAUUUUCCAAAGUAUGUCUUUAAAGUGGGACUAAACACAACCACAUUUCAAAUAGAUCUGUUGAACUGGGCAGUGCCUGGAGGACUAAAGAGCAGAGUGAUCUGGACAUAUGAGGAAAAGUGUGAUUGGUCAAACAGGUAUCCCCUGCAGCCAAGUGUUUGUAAUCAGAAACACCUGUCUUUAAUCAGGGCCUAAUAAUUGCAAAUGUGUCUGGGACCAGACACAUUUGCAAUGAGGACUGCACUCGCCCACUGGAGUGGGCGAGUGCAGUGCGAACGCGGUUGACCUUGGGCCAACCUACACAGUCCCUGUGACAGUAAAAGUGCAUACAGUCCGCUGUGUUUAGCCACAAGUGAAAGAAAGGACCACCGCAUAUGGGUGAAGUGAGCAGGUUGCACACAUAUUCGCGGGGCUCUGUCCACUUGAAGCACGUUAGAAAUAAAACUCAUUUAUCAGCUGAUGGACUCUUGCAAGGCCAACCCAAAAGUAAAGUAAACAGAUCUAACAGAUCUGUUUACUUUACUUUCACAGAUCUAACAUGUGAAAAUGACCUUAGUGGUUAGUUCCACUUUAACUUUUUAUUUCCACUGAGUCACGUAGGUUGCGUGCCAGCUACCAGAAAUGUUACGAGUUGGGGCUUUAAUUUUCAUGGCUUUAAUUUUUCCAUUUAUUGUGCAGCCCUAAAUUUUUGAUGGAACACAUUGGUAUCAGAUGGAUGUCAUGAUACUACACCUAUCAUUACAUGAGCCCUAGCAUUAACAGAUAUGGCCCAUUUCUCUUAAGUCUUUUUAGCACGUGGUUUUCAGCUGGUCUGAUUUUGGUUGGGACCUUUACGCCUCAUUUUACAUGACCAACACAAUAUUGUAGUGCAUUAUUUUUGUAGAUUAUUUCUUCUUUUACAACCUUUAUGGCUUAUGUUUUUUACCAUUUUAAACACUUACAGAAACUCUUUAAAGGAGACAUAUUGUGCAGAAUUGACUUUUCAGAAUUUAUAAACAUGCUAUAAUUGUCCCUUCUCAUUUACCCUGUCCAAAUUGUAUUGAGAGAUUCAUGCAUGUUUGAAUAAUCUUUAUUCUCCUGUAUUCAGGACGUCAUUGCUCCAAUCUACCCUUGGUUUUACUGCCACCGUUACAUGCAGAUAUUGAACUUUUGUUUCAUGUGGCUAGGACUUAGCAGUGUCACAUAGCCAUUUCGACGCAAAGUAAAACAAACCUACUUGCUAGCAUCAUCUGCAGCUAUCAGAGGUGCUGACGUCAUCACAACAAAGUGCUGCUGCUUACGGCGACGUCACCUCCCAAUGGGCUCUGGACUUGUCUCUUUUCUUAAGUAAUUUUAGAUGAAUAUUGUGAUUUAAAAUGUCCAAAUUAUAACAUAGUGAUGCACAGGUGUCAUAGAUUAUAACUAUAUAGCAGACACAAGCACAAUAUGUCUUCUUUAAUAGUUUUUGUCUUUAGGGCUGAUGCAAAAAAAAUAUCUUAGAGCGACAUCUAGUGGUCAAGAAAUAUAAAGCAUGCAUUGAUUAACAACAAGAAUCCUUUGAAUUAAGACCCACACAUUUGUAGCCUAAAGAUGUUUUAAAAAAUCUAAUUCAGCCCUAACUUUUUCUUCACUUACGGACAUGAAUGACCUAUUUACGUGUGAAUUCCAUACAGUUGCACAAAUAUUUUGAGCUUUUUUCUAAUUGUGUCUUCCAUUGGAGCUUUGAGGUUAGAAGGCUUUAUGUGUGAGGCUUAGUAGACACUGGUGGCUUGAGAUACUGGAUCAACUAUCAGUGUCUGGCUUUGCAAAAGGAGUGUGGCGCUAGCAACUGAUAACAUAAAAAUGGCCAAUAUUAUGCAUUUAUGUACCAAUCACCUAUUUCUGAUUUUUACUUCUUAC